Gymnodraco acuticeps is the source of this 1810-nucleotide messenger RNA. RefSeq names its product ribophorin II (gene rpn2). The record is from RefSeq and is a predicted model, not a curated record. The annotation marks the transcript as partial. Gene Ontology annotation, cellular component: oligosaccharyltransferase complex; membrane. Gene Ontology annotation, biological process: protein N-linked glycosylation. Lineage: Eukaryota; Metazoa; Chordata; Actinopteri; Perciformes; Bathydraconidae. The transcript has 15 exons.
GGCUUUUAUUUUGAAACGUUAAAUGCACAACCGGAUGUUCUACCGUUAGUGACAGCUCAUUCUGAGACACCGGAAAUAGUCGUCGGUUUUGGUGACGCUGCAUUAGAGACUGCAAGACAUGGACCGGUCUAGGCUGUUCGGUUUGUUCUCCCUCCUGAGUGUGGCUCUUUCUGGAUCCCAGGCGCUCACCCCGGCUCACUACCUCUCCCUAUCCGAUGUGGCCCGCCUGCAGAAGCUCCUGAGCCAACAGUUCACCGACCUGGACUCCGCUUACUACUCUGUUGUUGGUCUGAGCAAGCUCGGAGCAUCUGUCCCUGAUCAUGAGGGAGUCUGCCAGUUCAUCAAGUCCCAGCUGGACCCCACUAGUGUCGACUCGCUCUUCUUUGCCGCUGAGACCAGUCAAGCCAUUUCCGGAUGUGAGAUCCCCGUGUCCAAUGAGACGCGGGACAUCCUGCUGGCGGCCGUCAGUGAGGACUCCUCCAUGACUCAGAUCCACAGAGCGGUGAGCGCCAUCAGCUCUCUGGGCCUUCCUCUGACCUCACAGGAAGUAGUGGGAGCUCUGACCGGCCGCAUCAACAAGGAGGACAACGUCAUGGCAAUCACUUCGGCUCUGCUAACGGCGGCGCGUCUGUCCCAGGACGCAGAGCUCGGAGGAAUCCUGGAGGAAAUCGAGGAUCUGACCGCUCGCUUGGAUGAUCUUGGAGGCAUCUACCUGCAGUUCGAAGAGGGACUCGAGGCGACCGCCAUGUUUGUGGCCGCUGCUUAUUCCCUCUCUGAUCACGUGGACAUGGAGCCUCCACUGAAGGAGGACCAGGUGAUCCAGCUGGUGAACUCCAUCUUCGGUAAGAAGUCCUGGGACUCUCUCUCCGAGGCAUUCAGCGUGGCCAGCGCCGCCGCCGCUCUCUCCAACAACCGCUUCCACGUGCCGGUCAUCGUCAGCGCUCAGGGCCCGGCCACCGUGUCCCACAGCCAGCCCACCCUGCAGCUCCUCGUCACUGACAUCAUGUCUCAGCCUCUGACCGCCGCCAACGUGCUGGUGGAGUCUGCGUACGCUGUGGCCUCCAAGAGCAUCAUCCUCAGCCAGGCUGCUUUCACACUCAACGACGGCGUCUUUGAACUGAACUUCAUGUCCACCCAGCCAGCCAGUGGGUAUUACCAGUUCACUGUCGCAGUGACCGGGGACAGCCGGCUUGUGGCCAAUCAUGUUGAGCUCAAAGUGAAGGUGUCCACCGAGGUGUCCGUCACCAGCAUGGACCUCUCUGUGGUGGAUAAGGACCAGAGCAUCGGCACAAAGACCGUCAGGGUGGACUAUCCUUCCAAAGCUAAGGUCUCCUUCACCGCAGACAGCCACCAGAACUUUGCCAUGGCCUUCCAGCUGGUGGACGUGAACACUGGAGUGGAGCUGACCCCCCACCAGACUUUUGUCCGCCUGCAAAAUCAGAAAACGGGUCAGGAGGUUGUGUUCGUGGCCGAGCCCGACAGCAAGAAACUGUACAAGUUCGAGUUGGACAUGGCAGAGCGCAAAUCUGAGUUCGACUCCAUGUCCGGCACCUACUCCCUCCACCUCAUCGUCGGGGACGCUACCUUGGAGAAUCCCAUCCUGUGGAACGUGGCUGAUGUUGUUCUGAAGUUUCUGGACGAGGAAGCUCCAGUGGCCAUUCAGCCCAAAACUCUCUAUGUGCCCAAACCAGAGAUCCAGCAUUUGUUCAGAGAACCAGAGAAGAAGCCUCCCACGAUGGUUUCCAACGCCUUCACUGCUCUCAUCCUGUCUCCCCUCCUGCUGCUGCUGCUCCUGUGGUUUAAACUCGGA